Messenger RNA from Musa acuminata subsp. malaccensis (wild Malaysian banana), 1783 nucleotides. RefSeq names its product chaperone protein dnaJ 49. Gene Ontology annotation, cellular component: endoplasmic reticulum membrane. Gene Ontology annotation, molecular function: Hsp70 protein binding. The record is from RefSeq and is a predicted model, not a curated record. Gene Ontology annotation, biological process: cellular response to misfolded protein. NCBI's taxonomy places the organism in Eukaryota, Viridiplantae, Streptophyta, Magnoliopsida, Zingiberales, Musaceae.
UGAGGCCCUUUCCACACGCCCCUUACACAAAGCCGAGUGUGGAAACCUCACUCGCCCCUCUCUCGUGCUAAACUUCGUCGCUCCGGUUAGUCAUCCCAAACGGACUCCCGAUCUGCCGGGGGAUCGAUUUCUUUCUAGGGCUUUGAGCGGCCGAUCCAUUCAUCCUGUAUUGGAUUGGAUUCCGAGGUUCUCCAAUCCCUUAUCCUAUAUCAUUGCGACGAAUUCAAUUCUUGAGGUUAUUUGUUUGAUUUUGAUCUCCUUUGUUCUUGUUCCGAGCCCUCGAUUCGGGGAUUUUGGGAUGUAUGUAUGUUCUUUACUUUGUUUCGUGAGGCCCUUAUGAAUUUGUGAGUGGAGAUUCUGAUAGCAAUUCAGAUUUGGGGAUUUUUGUUCUUUGAAUAUUUGAUCGUUGAAUACGGAGGGAUUUGAUGAACUAUGGAUGGCAACAAGGAUGAAGCUGCAAGAUGCGUCAAGAUAGCUAAGUCCGCUUUAGCAUCCGGAGAUAAGCAGCGGGCUCUAAAACUCAUCAGAAUCGCGCGAAGAUUGGAUCAUUCUCUUCCUCUGGAUGGUUUGCUUGUUGCUUGCGAGAAGUUAGAUGGUUCCGAUGCUGUGAACCGCAAGGAAGAGGUAGCAGCAGAUCGAGUUCGCGAAGAGCCAUCGUGCUCCAAGGCGGCGGAGACUGCUGGUGAAGGACAUGACUACACGGAAGAUCAUGUUAGGCUGAUUCGUCAGAUCAAAAUGACCAAGGAUUACUAUGCCGUUCUCGGGGUCGAGAAGAAUUGCUCGGUCGAGGAAAUCAGGAAGGCUUAUAGGAAGUUGUCGCUUAAGGUGCAUCCUGACAAGAACAAGGCACCGGGAGCGGAGGAGGCCUUCAAGUCCGUUUCCAAGGCGUUCAAGUGUCUGAGUGAUGAGCAAUUAAGGCGAAAUUAUGAUCAGAUUGGUGUGGCCGAAGAUUCCGAGUACAACCUGCAAAACGUUAACAUGAGGAGGCGAAGGAGGAGGAGAACCACAAAGAAUGACUUCUUGGAUGAGGAUUUCGACCCGGAUGAAAUCUUUAGGUCUUUCUUCUUUGGUACUCAAGGCAAUGCAUUUCGCACCCAACGAGCUUACAGGGCAAGAGGAAUGGGCCAGCAUUUCAGGGAACACAAUGUUCAAGGAGGAGGUGGAGGGUUUAGUUUCAUAGCCUUGUUUCAGAUAUUGCCAAUCUUGCUUUUUUUCCUGUUUUUGUAUUUCCCUUUCCCGGAGCCACAUUAUUCUUUGCAGAAGACUCGUGUAUACGAGAUUCCUAAGGUUACUGCAAAAGAUGGAGUACAGUACUUUGUUAGGUCAGAAGAUUUUGAACGAGAGUUUCCUCUAGGAAGUUAUUCAAGAGAGACUCUUGAAUACAAUGUUUUUAGAGACUAUAGAAGCAUACUGAGCCGAUAUUGUCGUAUUGAACUGCAAAGACGUCAGUGGUCCAGGAGUUAUCCCACACCAUACUGUGAUAAACUUCGGAAUCUUCAAGUUGCUUGAUGGUCUAGUGAGGGUUCAUGGAGGUUUCUUCAAGUUGGUAAUGAAGAAUUCUAUUAACAAUCUGAGUUGCCAUAUAAAUCAAAGAGGAUAUUACUUGCACAAUAUAAGAGAGAGAUAGGUUGAUCAUUCACGAAAGAACAUGACUUGGUGCUGAUAGGUCUGGUGGUUGAUAGACCUAUAUUUGUAAGACUGGCAUUGAGAGCAAGCAAAUCAGGGAAAACGAUACUCGUGUGACAAGUUACCUAUAACUAUAGAUGAUCCUUGUCUUUGAUAA